Ichthyophthirius multifiliis is the source of this 1405-nucleotide messenger RNA. RefSeq lists its product as hypothetical. Gene Ontology annotation, biological process: regulation of DNA-templated transcription. Gene Ontology annotation, molecular function: DNA binding. NCBI's taxonomy places the organism in Eukaryota, Ciliophora, Oligohymenophorea, Hymenostomatida. The transcript is spliced from 9 exons. The record is from RefSeq and is a predicted model, not a curated record.
AUGUUUGAAGGAACAAGACUUUCUUAUAUUGUACCUGGCUAUACAGGUCAUAUUCCAAAUAUUUAAAGAGAUGAUGUUUUAGUAAUUAAUAAAUAAGAUCCUCGUUAUUAAAUCCCUGGUUAUGAAGGAUAUGUUAAUUCAAUUAAAUGUGAAAAUAUAUUCGGAAAAACAUACGGAAAAAUAACUUAUGCUAUUUCUGCUGGAGAUUUACAUUAAGGAUAAGAUGUUCCGCCUUCUUAAAGAUAUAAAAGUAUGUAUGGUGAUAUAUAUAUGAAUUAAAAUGAAGUACUAUAAAGAACUGCCGCAGAAAUUGUGGGCGUUUAAGCAAAUAAAUUUAACUAUAAUUAAGUAUAUAUAUAUUUUUUAUAUAUAUAAUUAUAACAAAAAUAUUGUUUUUAAAUAUAAAAGACUGAAAAUCUUAAAAAUAGUAACUUUUGGUAAUAAUAAUAAUAACUUGUAGAAAAAUAAAAGGAAAAUUAAAAUAAUUAAAAAGUUUAAGAAGAUUUCUAAAAAAGUGUGAGUUAAUUUUAUGGAGAUGAAAAUAAAUAAACAUUAAAAUUAGGAACUCCUUUACCUGGUUAUACUGGAACUAAUAAAAGAAUUGUAGCAGCAAAUAUUUUCGGAUAAACUUUCGCAAAUGCAAGGAAAACAGCUAUUUAAGAUUAACAUAAUAUUGAUUAAGAAAGAGUUAAAAAUUUUAUUACUCAAUCAACUUAGAUUCCUAAAAUUGUAUUUUAAGUAUGGAACGAUUCUUUGUAAUUUGCAGGAGAAACACAUACUUUAUAUAUUUUACCAAUUCCUCCUGUUAUUAAACAAAAUAAAUUAUAAGCUAAUAAUAUGAAAUAUUUUUCAGGAUUAAUCUUAAAAUUUGAAGAAAUUCCUGCUAUAAAAAAUACUGAAAAAUAUUAUCCAGACUUAAGUUCUAAAUAUUUUAGAUUGCCUUUUAUUUAAAUUGAUUAAAUUUUAAAUUUUGAUUUAUCAAAUAAAGAAGAAGAAAUAUAUUAUUAAUCAAUAUAAUUUAAACCUAAAUAUUUAAAAAUUGAAAAUGUUUUAAGCGAUAAAAAAGUUAAAUUUUAAUUUUAAGAAUGUGAUAGUUAAGGGAAAAAAAUAGGAGAUUAAUUAAUAAUUGAUUUAACACAUUCAUAAUUUAAAUUUUUAUAAUUAAAUAUUUAAUACUCAUUACCUCAUUUAAGUGGAUGGGCAUUUUCUUGUUCUUUAUCUUAAAAAUAAAAUAUAAAAUUAUAAUAAGAAUAAUUAUAAAAAUAAGAUUAUUAAUAAGACUAACUAUGAGCAGAUAUAAAAUAAGAAAUAUAUAUAGAUAUAUAUAAAAAUAUAUAAAAAGAAUUAUUAUAUAAAUAUGAAUUUAAUAUAUAUUAAUUUAAUUUUUUUUAAUGAUUUUACAGGU